Molecule: messenger RNA, 3590 nt
Organism: Drosophila ananassae
Lineage: Eukaryota; Metazoa; Arthropoda; Insecta; Diptera; Drosophilidae
Gene: Pcif1
Product: mRNA (2'-O-methyladenosine-N(6)-)-methyltransferase
Exons: 4
Coding region: 198-3095 (965 amino acids)
Cellular component (GO): nucleus
Molecular function (GO): RNA polymerase II C-terminal domain binding; mRNA (2'-O-methyladenosine-N6-)-methyltransferase activity
Source: RefSeq, a predicted model, not a curated record
GUUUUAAUAAAAAUAAUUAUUUAAGAAUUCCUGGCUUUAUUUGAAGUUAUAAAAAUAAUAAUAAUAAGAUAAUAAUUUUGAAAUUUAUUUAAAUUCAGAGAUGAUAAAUUUAGGAUAUUGCAUAACUUUUCCCUUUAAUCAUAAUCCUACUUUAUAGUAAAAAUUUAACUUAAUUUUAAUUAAAUUAUAAUAUUUAAAUGAGAAAAGUGCCAUCUCUGUUAAACAGACUCUGUUUUGUGAGUAUCUUCGCUCCGCCUUCUCUCUUUCUCUCUCUCUGCCCGACUUACUCUCUCACUUUUGUAAACAUUUGUUAUUGUUUACCUCUUUCUGGCAGAUUAGCGCACAGAAUGGCGGCCAACAACAAUAGCAACCUGCACAACCUGUCGGGAGCAGGGGGCCUGGCCAGUUCUGUGAUUGCGUCGACGGGUACCCCAGGAAUGGGAUCCUCGCCAGCUGUGGCCAGCACCUCCGCGGCGUCGCAGAGUGCCUGGGAUCAGUUGACGGCCAGUAGCUCCAAUAACAUUGCGCCCUCGCCGACGGCAGGAGCUCCCACGGUCACCGGACCCAUAAUGUCGGACGCUCCAGGAACUGGGGCGGGCAGUUCACCGGUCGCCAGCUGCUCCUCUCCAUCGACACCAACAAAAACCCAUGCUCCCUCUCCGCUGGAGACGAUGGCACACACGCCCCAAGGACCACCUACCCUGGGGCCUGGAGGAUAUGGCGAGGAACUCACUGCGGAGUUGGUGAAUCAGGGCUGGCGCAAGUUCUGGUCCAAGCGAGAGAAUCGUCCAUACUACUGGAAUAAAGUUACCGGAGAAUCCCUAUGGGAGAUGCCCGGAACUAGGCCUUUUGAUCCGCUCACCGAUCCGUUGGGCAUUUGUCAUGCUGGUGGUUCCACACCCACGACCCCGAAUAUGCAUCAACAGCAGCAGCAACACCAUCAUCUGAAGCGGAGGCCCUCGGACGACAUGCACAUCCAUUCGAAUCACCAGCAUCACGUGGGCGGUGGGCCGCCAAUGAAGAAGUUUGUGUUGGCUGGACCCUGGGACCUGGAGGUGUGCACCAAUGCGGUAAUUGUGGAGCGCCCUCCAACCCUGCUACCGCAACCGCAUCCGGAGAUUGAGGCACUGCGGGCGGCGUUCAGCAUGAAGCUUCUAAAAACCUACGAGGACCUUUGCAUGCGAAGGGAGAACAUCAAAGCGCCGAGGGAUUCCUUCAAUCGUUGGUUGAUGGAGCGCAAGGUCAUCGAUACCGGGUGCGAUCCGCUGUUGCCAAGCAGUUGCCUUCCCGAGAUAUCCAGCUCCAUGUACCGGGAGAUCAUGUCGGAUAUACCGAUUAAAAUUGUCAAGCCGAAGUUCACAGGGGAUGCCCGGAAGCAGCUAUCCCGCUACGCAGAGGCAGCUAAGCAGAUCAUCGAAUCCCGAUCGGCGCCGGCCGAGUCCAAAAAGGUGGUCAAGUGGAAUGUGGAGGACACCUUCCAGUGGCUGAGACGCACCGUGGGGGCCAGCUACGAGGAUUUCCAGGAUCGUCUGGCCCACUUGAAGCGCCAAUGUGAGCCGCAUCUGGUGGAGACGGUCAAGAGCUCGGUGGAGACGCUCUGCGUCAAGAUCUACCAUCACUCGGCGGACCAUGCCCGGAAGAUUCGCGAACGUCAUCUACAGCUGUUGAAGGAGCAUGGAAUACCGGAACCGACACCUCCGCCGCCGCCGCCCCACUUGAAGAAGGUGUGGUGCUACCCCAUCCAGUUUGCCGUUCCAUCGCCGCGAAUGCCAGCGAUCGAGUAUCUGCAGGAUCGCGACCACAUGAUCAUUAAAUAUACUCCCGCCACCAUAAACCAGCCGGAUGCCCAGUACAUCAACCUCACCUAUCUGCAAAAGCUGGAGCAGCUGUAUCGACACAACUGCUUCGACGAUAAAAAGUUCGAUCUGUUCAUCGGACGGGUGUGGUGUCUUCUUAAAAGGUAUCAGACCUUCUUGGGCAAUGCCCUUAACUCGUCCCAGGAGGCGGAGCUAACCCAGGCCGCAUUGCCGGUUCCAGUUUUUGAGUGCCUGCACCGCCACUUCGGAGUGAGCUUCGAGUGCUUUGCCUCGCCGUUCAACUCCUACUUCCGGCAGUACUGCUCAGCCUUUGCCGAUACGGAUGCCUACUUCGGAUCCCGAGGACCCUUCUUGGAUUUCAAGCCCGUUUCGGGGUCGUUCCAAGUGAAUCCUCCGCACUGUGAGGAGCUAAUAGAGGCCUCCUUGAUGCACAUCGACAAACUGCUUACCGACACAAUGGAGCCUUUAAGCUUCAUUGUCUUUUUACCGGAGUGGAAGAGUAUAUCGAAGCUGGAUGAUAGCAUGUACAAGCGACGGUCCAUGGUGGUACUGGGAAUGGCGCACGAAUACAGGCACGGCUACCAGCACAUGAUGCAAAAGUAUAUGUCCGACGUGCUGGUGAAGUGCAUGCAGGGCACCCAAGUGGUGUGGCUGCAGAACAGCGCUGGCUACGCCCGCUGGGGACCCAACGAGAAUCGAGUGGAAGCGCUGCGCGAAGCAUUUCGUCCCCAGCGGGACAGGGAGCGUGAACGUGCCGCAGCCGUUGCAGCCCCAUCUGGAGUGAUUCCCAGCCAGCAGUCACCGUUAACAGCCACACCACCUUCCACAUCGGUGAAUUCUAUACUGGGAACACCGACGACCAGCAGUGGCAUCAGUAGCAAUAGCUCCUCGGCAGCUAUUACAACAAGCACGAGCAGUAGUCCGUCGCCGUCGACCACAUCGCCGCUGUCACCCCACACGCCCACCGGCAAUCCGCCACCACAGUUCCCGCCUACCAUCAGCAACACUUCAAGUAGCAGCAAUCUGGUAGCCGCCUCUCCCACAAUGAGUGUUCAGAGCGAUUGCUCCUCGCCGUCGUCCUCGACCAUGUCACUGUCACCGGCGCCGGCCUCUGGUGGUUAUCCGGAUGGUGGGUCAUCGGCUACGUCGGCGGCGGUCAGUAUAACGGCCACGGCGAGCACAUCCGCAGCGUCUGGAGCUGGGUCAGCGUUCGGCCAAGCGACUAGCAUUAGCAGCACAGCCUCUUCGCAGGCACAGGUCAUUAAUUCAGCCGUCUAAACUGGAUCAGCAAUCCAUAGAGGAGUCUAUUUUUUCUACACUAUCUAUUACACUAUUUCGGGCCUGGUGCCACUAGUUGUGUUUCCUUCUAUUAGCAUAAUUUAGGGAUACAUAAGGCACCUAAUUACUUUCUCCUGUUUGAAAGAGUGCUCUUCCAGAGGAGCCUUUUCCAUUUAUAUUUUUUAAACCGGUUCAUCAGUUGGCAAUCGUGAUGUGUUUCUGAUCUGAAAGUUCGGAUCAGAACAUUGAAGACAACGCAAUAUUUUCUUAAAAAAAAAAAACAUCUAUACAUAUUUUUUUCCAAGGCUUUAGUUUUUAAAAUUACACAUUUCUUGGCCAUUGGCUGCUGGUAUUGCCCUGUUCGCAAGUUAAAGUUAAUUGUAAAUAUGUUGUAUUUUAUUUGAAAUAGUUGAUAGUUCCGGCGUGGCCGUAGAUUAUCGUAUGUAACCAGGAUGCCCAAUAAAGAAGGGCUCCCCCGAGCUACCCAGCAAAAGA